ACAACCACUGUAUACUGACAGCACUUCAACACUCAGUUCAUGCAUUUCUAAUCUCCAGUUAGCCUUAAUCUGUAAUCUAUAAUUUUUCAUACUUUCAUUUAUAUAAAUAUGAAUAUUUUUCUACAACUGUUACAAGGAUUGGAUGCCUUGCUGGCUUUAUAGACAUACAAAAGUGAGUUAGGGUCCUGCCUGAAGAAACAACUGUUUGUUCCUUACCUGAGCAAGGACACACCUGGAUUUUUUUUUUCUUUCUUUCUUUUUACCUUUACACUUAUACACGUGGCAAAAAAGGAAAGUUAGUGAUACCGGCUGUGUGUAUUGAUUGAUACCUGAUGCUUAUAGAAUAACAAGUGAUGUAUUUUGCUCUGGUGUAGAUCAGUUUGGCAAAGUUGCAAGGAUUUAAAUACCACGGAUUUUACAAUAUCACACCUAUCAGAUGCUUAUUGCUGAUUAGUAUGAAGAAUUCAACUCCAACCCUGAAGGUCACCGAGAUCAGACUAGAAAACGUAGACUCUGUCUUAUUCCCAAGAUGGCCAACAAUGAACCUCCCAUAAAAAGCAUUCAGUUGUUGAACAUUCUACAAAAGGAGUACAGCGACCAAGAUGAACCCAGCCUCCCAAUGUAUGCUCACCGCAUCGCACUUAAACCUGACCAAAACCACAACAUGGAUCAAUCUAGCUUUGUCAGAAAAACAUACCACCAGGAGGCCUAUUAUUUGUACUUUGUAGCUGUGGUGGGCCUACUUUUGAAUUUACUGGUUGUGAUUUUCGUGUUUGUGCGACGAUCUAUGAGAAAACUGACCAGCGCUUUCCUUAUACAUGCAUCUUUCCUCGAUUUCCUCAAGGCUGCAUACUGCAUUCCUAUUGCUAAUAACCUUGUCACACAACGAAAACCAAGUGAUUGUGAUUUUUUUGGCGCCACCUAUGUUUUGAUUAUCACGGCUUCGGUGUUUAAUAUGCUAGCUAUGGUGUGUACUGAAGCCUAUACAUUCGGAGAAGUAAAUAUCGGUGGAAAUUCCAAGGGAUCACUGUGUUGUGUGGUGUUUGGAACACUUUUAGUGUACAUAGCUAGCAUUAUCCUACAUCUGGGACCAACGCUUAUCGGCGGAUAUUUUGAUUUCCAUCCUGAGAUCGGAAGCUGCUCCUUCAUUCUCGGUGAACAGACCGGAUACGUAGCCAACCUCAUGUGGAUUGGUAUUCUGACCCUGACACUGAUGGGUGUUGUACAUUUUAUAUGUAAACUCUACAAAGAAAUACAAGUUAAUCAUACAAAUCGUGUCUCUAUGCUGGUACGCUCAUCCAUUACCAUUAUGGAUGACCCUGUGACCUCUGUGUGCAAUGUUCAAACGAUGAUAAACGAAUCAAGUCAUCGAGCAAAACUUUUCAUCCUGAGUACAAUAUCCUUCAUCCUCUGUUGGUAUCCACUAUUCCUGCUUAUGCUCGUGGAUGUUCAUUUCACUGUGUCACCAAAAGUAUACCAGGCAUUCAGUUUCAUCGCCUGGAGUCAAGGAACAAUACAACCAUUGUUAUACAUAUGUUUUGACCGACAUGUAAACCUUCUUGCCAAAUAUGUCUACUGUGACCGAUACCGUCAAUAUAGCUUGGCUAAUCUGGCUGGCUGGAUGAACCGUGACCCGUCUGUAUUAACCAGUACUACGGCAAGUCGUACUGUCCAAGGAUCAAACCGAAUGGUUAACGACCCAAGUCAUUUAGCUGUGAACGAUCCAAGAAACUCUCUUCCACGUUCGAAUCGAGGUACAAUAGAUUCUCAUCAAAUUAGUUAUGAUUUAGAGGAUCAGGAUGAAGUUGUAGAAGAGGAUGAAGGUUUAGAAAGUAGGAAUAGUCAUGAAGAACAGGAAACAAGAGAGAACUCACCUAGAACAUUUGAAUUCAAUAAUGAGCCUAAUACUAUAUCUGAAAAUGGAGACCCUGUUUCUAAUGCUGGUCGGGAUGGGAUUGACUCAAAGCAGUGUAAUAUAUAGACAAAUCAAACUGGAUUUGAGGCCAAGCCAAAAUGUUUCUUUGUUGUUUUACUGUUGAUAAAACAAACCUACUCAACUGAUUAUUAACAAUUAUUCUGCAAUGAAAUUUUGUUCUCUUUCUUGAGUAAUUAUCUAUAUUAUGAAACAAAGGGACUUAACAGCAUGGACUGUCGGUUGGAAAUGUAUGUCACAUCCCUGUGGCGUGAUGAAACCUUAUAAUUGGCCAGUAUUAAAAAUUGACUAAUUGUUUAUCUGGAUAUUUUAGCAACCAUGGUAAAUAUUCCAGUUUUUACAGUAAUAUAAGAAGUAUUUUUCCCAUUUGGGGGACGAAGGGGCACUUCACUUUUUUGUUACAUCACAUUGGCUGCCUGGCCCCUUAAGUUUACUGUUGAACAGAAUUGUUUAGGAGGGUUCAAUCAAUAAAGGAUUGAACCCUGAGCCCCUUUGGGUCUAUAUACAUGAACAUGUAUUUCCUCUUUUGGGCCCCACCUCUCUGUUCACAGGAGCUUAUAAUAAUACACACCCCAUGAAUAUACCCCAAAAAUGUUCAAAACCAAAAUCUGCUACACACCCCAUUAAUAUAACCCAAAAGUGUUCAAACCCAAAUCUGCUACACAACCAAUUAAUAUACCCCAAAAAUGUUCAAAACCAAAAUCUGCUACACACCGACCCCAUUAAUAUACCCCAAAAAUGUUCAAAACCAAAAUCUGCCAAGUCAUUCUAAAUCAGUAAUAUCUUAAAGAAAAAUUGUCUAAAGGUUUCCAGCCAAUGGAUGUGAACAUAAAGUAAAAAACAGGAAGAAGUAAUAAUUUGUCAUGCUGUUAGAGAAAUCAUGGACUGUGAUACAGCUACAGGUUCCUGAUUUUAAUGGAAAACCAAAAUUCUUGAUAUAGCUUUAACUGUGAAAUGAGCAAAAUAUAUGACUUUUACCAACAUUUCCAUGUACAUAAUACCAUAUCAUUUUUAACGCAUCUUUACUUGUAAAAAUCACUGUUGGAAUACAUUUUUUUAAAGAUAAAUCAUGAAACUAAGGCUUCCCCUUAAUUAUGAAAAUUGAAAGCAUCUGCAAAUGGUCUUACAUAAUGCAUAUGUUACCACCAAUCUGACUCCGUUCAGUUUUAGGCGUGUAGCAUUGUUUACAUUAAUUCAUCAAUUGACGUUAACUUAAGAACAUUUUGCAGGUACGUAGAGGCUCGUAAAUUACUAUAUCUUACAACUCAUUUUAUUAUCUAUAAGAAGAAAUCAUUGUUUAAUGGGUAUGAAGUCUACAGUCAAGUUGCUUUAAAUGGUGUUGUCUCCAAGAUUCCCCAAAUGAUAUAAAACUGCAAUAUUCAAAAAAGUUUGUAUUAGACCUGUCCCUAUAAGUAAACUCAAACUUUUUUCUGGUAAAAAGAAUGAGUAUGUUGUAUUUAUAAAGUCCAUAAAUUGAUAAAAAAGGUGUUUACUUUAAUAAUAUAUCCAUAGAAUCUGAUCAUUCUUCAUGAGAACAUGUUCAAACAAAGAUACAUAUAUUUUCUUUCAUUGUCCCUGAUUUCACUUGGCAAUAUUUUCCUAAAAAAGGUUUGGAGCACAUCCUUUUUGAGAGAUUGUGAGUGCACUCUGCACUUAUUAGGUUAAAUAUGGUACAUGUAACAUUGUCAUUUAUCCAUACAUGUAUGUAUAUUUAUUUCCAAUUUCUUAAAGAUGUGUAUACAUAUAGUGAUUACAUACCAUAUAUCUAUAAAAAGAAAAUAGGCCCCUAUAGCUACUCACAAGUAAGUUUUCAUCUUCAUUUUUGCAAAAUCUUUUCAAUUUUAAAACACUAAGCUAAAAUUGGUUCACAAAUAGCCCUAUCCAAACUUAAUACUAAAAUUAGGGGAAAAUUCUAGGUAAUGGUUAAAAUAGGAUAAUCACUUUAAUGUUUUAACAUUAACAUCUCCUGACUUUGCAUCUCAACUAUCCUCCUUCUUAAAAUCGAAGUAUAUCUAAAAAUAGAUAAUGUAAUCUUUUUUCAUGAAUUCUUCAAAUGUUUGUACUUAUUUCAAUGUUAUUUUGAAUAAUGCAAUUAUUCAACCUUACAUUGUUGAAAAAUUAAAGAUUGGAUUAAUUACUACAGUGGUUUAAAUGUAAACUUUUAUACAUUUCAAUAAAUCUACAUUUGUAACACGUCCUACAUUUAUAAGACAUCCUACAUUUAUAAGACAUCCUACAUUUGAAGGACCUCCUACAUUUGUUACAAGGGUAUACUAGAUGUGUCAUCAUCCUGAUCCCUGAGGCUUCUUGUCACUGUAUCACAAUAUUUCCUUGUUCUCCUUUUUGCCUGCAUGAGUUUAUAAUUUAAGCAAUUAUCUCGAGAAAUAAAUUUGAUUUAAAGAAAUA
This is a messenger RNA of Pecten maximus, 4339 nucleotides long. RefSeq names its product protein trapped in endoderm-1-like. Lineage: Eukaryota; Metazoa; Mollusca; Bivalvia; Pectinida; Pectinidae. The transcript is spliced from 2 exons. Gene Ontology annotation, biological process: G protein-coupled receptor signaling pathway. The record is from RefSeq and is a predicted model, not a curated record. Gene Ontology annotation, molecular function: G protein-coupled receptor activity. Gene Ontology annotation, cellular component: membrane. Bases 530 to 1981 code for a protein of 483 amino acids.